Carassius gibelio (silver crucian carp) is the source of this 4188-nucleotide messenger RNA. RefSeq lists its product as uncharacterized. The record is from RefSeq and is a predicted model, not a curated record. NCBI's taxonomy places the organism in Eukaryota, Metazoa, Chordata, Actinopteri, Cypriniformes, Cyprinidae. The coding region runs from base 1 to 3948 and encodes 1315 amino acids. The transcript is spliced from 5 exons. Gene Ontology annotation, molecular function: GTP binding.
AUGGAAUCAAAUACACACCUGAACUUAAUUUUACUGGGGAAGAAACGAGCUGGGAAGAGUGCAUCAGGAAACACAAUACUGGGACAAGAAGUUUUCAUGUCAAAGAAAAGCUCCAAAUCAGUCACUCGAGAUGCAGUUGUGAAAUCUGGGACUGUAAAUGGGUUUCCAGUCACUGUUUACGACACACCUGGAUUCUUUGACCCAGCGAUGAGUACAGAAGACAUUCAGAAGAUACUGGAUAAGGUUCUCCUGAAAUGUGAAUCUGGUCCCUGUGCAUUUUUGCUGGUUAUCAAAGCUGAUAGUUUCACUGAAGAAGAGAUAAAAACUGUGGAGAAGAUUGAGAAGCUGCUGGGGGAAAAACGCUUUAAAAAAACCUGGAUUCUGUUCACCAGAGGAGACGAACUAAAAGAUGAAAACAAGACCAUAAAUGAAUUCAUCAACGAGACUGAAGAACUGAAGAAACUCGUUCAGAAAUAUGAUCAGAGAUACCAUGUGUUCAACAACAAGAUAAGAGGACAUAGUGACCAACCUCGAUUACUGCUGGUAAAAAUUCUCCAGAGAUCUUUUGGAGUAAAGGAUGGAGGAGAAGUCGAACAGAUUCAUGUCAGUCCAAACACUCGUAAUGAACCAGACACUCCUGUCUCAAGUCAUUCAUCCAGAAGGAUUGUUCUUCUGGGUAAAACUGGAGUUGGGAAAAGUGCAGCUGGAAACACAAUACUAGGACAGAAGGAGUUCAGAUCUGUGCUGAAAAUGAAUUCAGUAACCCGUGGAUGUUCAGAGAAACAUGCCACUGUUUCAGGAAGAUCCGUGUCUGUAGUUGAUACUCCUGGAUUCUUUGAUACAGAGAUGAGCCCUGAAGAGUUAAUGACAGAAAUAGCACAAAGUUUUUAUUUAUCCAGUCCUGGACCUCAUGCUUUUAUCAUUGUGUUCAGAGUUAUUGACAGAUUCACUGAACAGGAGCAACAAAUUCCUCAGCAGAUUGAGAUAAUGUUUGGUCAGGACAUGUUAAAAUACUCCAUCAUUCUCUUCACUCAUGGAGAUCUGCUGAAAGGACAACAUAUAGAGAACCUCACUGAUGAGAACUGUGCUUUUAGACAUCUACUUGAACAGUGUGGAGGCAGAUAUCACGUCUUCAACAAUGAAUAUCAGAAUAACAGUAAGCAGGUGAAUGAACUACUACAGAAGAUUGACUCAAUGAUAGAGCAGAACGGAGGAGAACACUACAGUAAUCAGAUGUUUGAAGAUGCUCAGAGAUACAGACAAGAGGAAGAAGAGAGGAAGCUGAGAGAGGAAGAGGAGAGAAAACAACAAGAGGCGGAGCAAAGACAAGAUGAGACUGGGGGGAUGGUAAAAGAGGAAGUAGAAAGAAAAAUGAGGAUUGUUCUGCUGGGGAAGAGUGUGUCAGAUAACAGUCGAGUGGGAAACUUCAUAUUAGGACGAGCAGCAUUUGACAGUGAAGCUCCUCCAGAUGUUGUGGAGAGAGUCGGAGGAAGAUUGAAGGACAGACAUGUGAUCAUCAUCAACAGUCCUCAGCUGCUCCAGACACAUUUGUCACUCCAUCAGAUCACACAGACAGUGAGAGAGUGUGUGUAUCUGUCUGAACCAGGACCUCAUGCAUUCAUUCUUGUACUACAGUGUGAAGACAUCAUUGAGAAGGACAUCAGAAGAGUGAAUUAUGUCAUGAAAGAAUUCAGUGAAGAGGCGAUGAGACGCACUAUAGUGAUCACGACUGAUAAAGACACUGAUAAAAGGGCCUCUGUGAGAGCAAAUGAAUUAACUGAACAGUUAACUGCAGGGUCUGGAGGAGGACAUCUUAAGUUUGAUAAUGAAAAGGAGAUAUUUCGCUCUGGAAUAUCCCAAUGUUUAGAGAAGAUACUUAGAGAAAACCGUGAAGAAUUUCUCAUCUGUGAGCUGUAUGAUAAUGCUGAAGAAACAUCAGUAGUUGAAGAGCAGAGCAGUUCUGUAGGUUCAGUCAGAACUAAGGAGCAAAAGGAAGGUUCUUAUAAACAUGAUGAUGGAAAACGCAAAGACAAUAAUACAGCGAUAAAGGAAGCAAAAGGUGGUGCAAGUGUCACUAGACAACAGAAACUGAACUUAGUGCUAUGGGGAAGUGAUGAUUCACUGAAGACCUCCGUAUCCAAGCUUAUAAGAGGGAUUAAGAAACAUGAGAGAGAGAGAAGAUCAGAGUGUGUGAGGAGAGACGUGGAGCUUCAUGGACGUCUGGUCAGUCUGCUGGAGCUUCCAGCUCUGUGCAACACUCGGCACUCAGAAGAGGAAGUGAUGCGUCAGACUCUCCGCUGUGUGUCUCUCUGUCAUCCUGGAGUUCAUGCUUUCCUCCUUAUUAUUCCUGAUGCUCCAUUGACCAGUGAAGACAAAGCAGAAAUGGAGGAGAUCCAGAGGAUAUUCAGCUCAAGAAUCAAAAAACACAUCAUGGUCCUCAGAAUCAAAGAGAAAAACGUGAUUAGUAAACUAAUUGGUAAAAUCGGUCUGUUUCAUUCUUCGGCUACUGAGUCAUCUCUUCAGUCAUUUGAAGGUCACCAGUUUGUUCUGGAGAACAGCUCACAGGUUCCUACUCUACUGCAAGAUGUAGAGAACAUGGUACAAGAGAAUCGAGGAAGAUGCUACACGACCUACAUGUGCUUUCAGGCUCAAGUAGAACUGGAGAGAAGUAAAUGCACAUCUCAAAUAGAGGAAGUGAGAAGAUCUGUGAUGAAAACAGCAGGUGUUACACGCAUUGAUGAUGAUGAUGAUGAUGAUUUGAGGAUUGUGCUGCUGGGAAAGACAGGAGUUGGAAAGAGUGCAACAGCAAACACUAUACUGUCAAGAAACGCUUUUGUUUCUAAAUUAACUUCACGGUCAGUGACCAGAGAAUGUCAGAAAGAAACCUCUGAGUUCGACAGCAGAGAGAUAACUGUGAUCGACACUCCAGGCCUGUUUGAUACUGGAGUUGAUAAUGUUGAGACCAGGAAGGAGAUUGUGAAGUGCAUCUCAAUGGCGGCUCCAGGUCCACAUGUGUUUCUGCUGGUGAUUCAACUGGGACGAUUCACUCAAGAGGAGAAAGAUGCAGUGAAGCUGAUCCAGGAGACUUUUGGAGAGAAAUCCAGAAUGUACACCAUGGUGCUUUUCACCAGAGGAGAUGAUCUUAGAGGAGCAAGAAUUGAAGAUUUUGUUGAAGAUGAUGAUAGCUUGAAGAACCUCAUACAGCAGUUUGGAAAGAGAUACCAUGUGUUCAGUAACACUGAGACUAAAGAUCAGACGCAGGUUUCUGAGCUGCUGGAGAAGAUUGACUGUAUGCUGGCAGCUAAUGGAGGGAGUUUCUACACCAUUGAGAUGUUCCAGCAGGUGGAGAAGAACAUCAGAGAGGAACAAGACAGAAUCAUGAAAGAGAAAGAAGAAGAGAUCAAGAGAACAGAAGAGGAGCUGAGAGCCAAAUAUGAAGCAGAAAUUGAAGAAAUUAAGAAAGAAAAGGAGAGAGAACGACAAGAGAUGCAGAAUGAACUGAGAAAAAGAGGAGAGGAAUUUAAAAAGAGAGAGGAAGAGAUCAAGAAAGAAACAAAUGAGAAUCUGAGAAAAGAGCUACAGAGAAAACUGAAAGAGAAGCAGAAGGAAUUUGAAGAGGGGAAUAAAAUCAAAGAAAAGGCUUCAGAAGAACAACAACAGAACAUCGUAAAAUACCUGGAAGAAAAACAUGAGAAAGAAAAACAAAAGCUCCAGAAGAGAACUGAAAGAAAAACAAGAAAACAAGCAGAAUGUGAAUAUCGCGAAAAACUUGAGAAAGAAGUGGCCAAAGCUUUAGAAGAAGCUGAAGAAAAGCUCCCGAUCUCUGCAAAGCGAGCUCGUGACUGGAGUCAGUGUAUUCCUGGUAUUGGAGGAGCUGCUGGAGGUUUAGUUGGUUCUCUUGAAGAAUUUGUGCGUUGGAUCACUCAGUGUCGAGCUCACUUUAGAUAAAUUGGGACAUACUGUAUCACCUGAAGCACAUAUUACGAUAUAUAUGUAUAUGCAUUGCCUAAUUUUCAAAACCCUUUUGUGUGUGUGAGUGCUGUGAUAGUUUUGUUGAUGUUUGUCUCCAAAGAAUGAAGGAAAACAAUGAUUAUUUUGCUAUGUUUUUACUUGCUUGCAGUUUAUUUAUUUAUUAAUCAUAGUUGAUUGUAGCCGUAACUUUAUAUCCAGAGAUGGGUACCAGCCCAA